GUCGCGCCGCCUGCACCGGCUGCGGGGGGGGAGGGGGUCCGGCUUCCCGGGCCGUCCCCCCCCCGCCCCCGGGGAAAAAGGCGUUUCAGGGCUCCCCCCUUCGGCGCCGCGCAAAGUGGCUUCGAACAUCCUCCAAGUCUCUCAAAGUCCUUGGGACGCCCCAGAAGUCUUCCAGCUCCCCUAGAAUGCCCGUUUCAGCUCGCCACCCCCCCCCAACUAAGUCUGUCUUAAAAUCGGUUUCAACUACCCCACGAAAAAGUGCGGUUUCGUAGUCCUCAAAAAAAGUCAGUUUCACACGCCCUCCAAAAAAGAAAAAAACUGAGCGGGGGAGGGGCUGCGCUGGGGCGCCCGCUUCACACCCGGCCUCCAGUUGGCAGACAAAGAGGGGAUUUCUCUGCUGCUUAAGUUGGGUCUCCCUCGACCUCGGAGGCCCCUCCCCACCCCCAGCCUCGGAGGUAUCUCCCGGCCUGCCCCCGUCCCCACCUGGGGACCCCUGGGGAAAGUCGAGACUGGAGGGGCCUGGAGUGCAUUUCUUUGGGACGGAGAUUUUUCUCUGUACCUUUUUCUGGGGGUGGAAUGGGUCCUGGCAGGUGGAUCCCCCAUCCGCCAUUCUAGAAUGGCGGGGGCACCCUGCUCUUGGGACCCUCUCCCCGCUCAGGGAGGGCGGGCGAGGGAUGUUGUCAAAGUUUUGCGUAAAAAUAAUUCCCGGAUACAUCGUGACAGUAAAGCAACCUAGGGUUGUUUUUUUUCUUUUUUGAACACAGUUAGGGUUUUUUAGGGGGAGGGAGAUUGAGGGUGGAGGGAAGCUUUACUGGUCCCUGCAUAGAGUGCGUCCCCCCACUUUAAGUUGUGAAGCUUGUAAAAGAGUUUCGUGGUUUUCUGACUUGUGGAUUUCCUUCAUGUCGAAUUUGGGGGCGACCUUGUCUUCAACGGGCUGUGACGUCUGGGUGGGGGGAUCACCAAAUUUCCCUCGGAGUGGGGUAGGGCCGGGCUGUUCCUCCUCUUCCCAGGGGAGUAGGGGGGCCUCAGAGGAAACCCGGGGGUGGUUGGAAAUGAGAGACGUGGGGAAAGGAGAGGUUCUGGCUGCCCUGCGUGCAGUUUAAACUUGGCAACUUGACGCCCUGGUGGUCUCUGGGGGAGUUAGGGAGUUUAUAUUUGCACACCCUCCCCCCAUUUUUCAGACUCCCGGUGGCCUCUGGGGAGGGCUCUACAGGGAUCUAGACUCUGGAAUUCCAUCUUCCCUGCCCCUGCUCCCAGGGCUCCGCUGGAACUCAGACCCCAGGGCAGUUGAGGGUUUUUUAGGCGGCUUCCCCACUCUGUGUUUUGGCCACUCACACCUCUUUUCUCCUCCCUGUUUCUCCCUGUCCAUCUGUCUCCACGUCCACCAUGCAGGGUUUCCAGGCCUGAGGUGCCCGCCCUGGCCCCAGGAGAAUGAACCAGCCGCAGAGGAUGGCGCCUGUGGGCACAGACAAGGAGCUCAGUGACCUCCUGGACUUCAGCAUGAUGUUCCCGCUGCCUGUCACCAACGGGAAGGGCCGGCCCGCCUCCCUGGCCGGGGCGCAGUUCGGAGGUUCAGGUCUUGAGGACCGGCCCAGCUCAGGUUCCUGGGGCAGCGGCGACCAGAACAGCUCCUCCUUUGACCCCAGCCGGACCUUCAGCGAGGGCACCCACUUCACUGAGUCGCACAGCAGCCUCUCUUCAUCCACAUUCCUGGGACCGGGACUGGGAGGCAAGAGCGGCGAGCGGGGUGCCUAUGCCUCCUUUGGGAGAGACGCAGGCGUGGGCGGCCUGACUCAGGCUGGCUUCCUGUCGGGCGAGCUGGCGCUCAGCAGCCCCGGGCCCCUGUCCCCUUCGGGCAUGAAGGGGACCUCCCAGUACUACCCCUCCUACUCUGGCAGCUCCCGGCGGAGAGCGGCGGACGGCAGCCUAGACACGCAGCCCAAGAAGGUCCGGAAGGUCCCGCCGGGUCUCCCAUCCUCGGUGUACCCGCCCAGCUCAGGUGAGGACUACGGCAGGGAUGCUGCCGCCUACCCGUCCGCCAAGACCCCCAGCAGCGCCUAUCCCGCCCCCUUCUACGUGGCAGAUGGCAGCCUGCACCCCUCAGCCGAGCUGUGGAGUCCCCCGGGCCAGGCGGGCUUCGGGCCCAUGCUGGGUGGGGGCUCAUCCCCCCUGCCCCUCCCGCCCGGCAGUGGCCCCGUGGGCAGCAGUGGAAGCAGCAGCACGUUUGCUGGCCUGCACCAGCACGAGCGCAUGGGCUACCAGCUGCACGGAGCAGAGGUGAACGGUGGGCUCCCGGCUGCAUCCUCCUUCUCCUCGGCCCCCGGAGCCACGUACAGUGGCGUCUCCAGCCACACGCCGCCUGUCAGCGGGGCCGACAGCCUCCUGGGCUCCCGAGGGACCACAGCUGGCAGCUCCGGGGAUGCCCUCGGGAAAGCACUGGCCUCGAUCUACUCCCCGGAUCACUCAAGCAAUAACUUCUCGUCCAGCCCUUCCACCCCCGUGGGCUCCCCUCAGGGCCUGGCAGGGACGUCGCAGUGGCCUCGCGCAGGAGCCCCCGGUGCCUUAUCGCCCAGCUACGACGGGGGUCUCCACGGCCUGCAGAGUAAGAUAGAAGACCACCUGGACGAGGCCAUCCACGUGCUCCGCAGCCAUGCCGUGGGCACAGCCGGCGACAUGCACACGCUGCUACCUGGCCACGGGGCGCUGGCCUCGGGUUUCGCCGGCCCCAUGUCGCUGGGCGGGCGGCACGCAGGCCUGGUUGGAGGCGGACACCCCGAGGAUGGCCUUGCAGGCAGCACCAGCCUCAUGCACAACCACGCGGCCCUCCCCAGCCAGCCGGGCGCCCUCCCCGACCUCUCGCGGCCUCCCGACUCCUACAGCGGGCUAGGGCGAGCAGGUGCCACGGCGGCCGCCGGCGAGAUCAAGCGGGAGGAGAAGGAGGAUGAGGAGAACACGUCGGCGGCUGACCACUCGGAGGAGGAGAAGAAGGAGCUGAAGGCCCCCCGGGCCCGGACCAGCCCAGACGAGGACGAGGACGACCUUCUCCCCCCAGAGCAGAAGGCCGAGCGGGAGAAGGAGCGCCGGGUGGCCAAUAACGCCCGGGAGCGGCUGCGGGUCCGUGACAUCAACGAGGCCUUUAAGGAGCUGGGGCGCAUGUGCCAGCUGCACCUCAACAGCGAGAAGCCCCAGACCAAACUGCUCAUCCUGCACCAGGCCGUCUCGGUCAUCCUGAACUUGGAACAGCAAGUGCGAGAGCGGAACCUGAAUCCCAAAGCAGCCUGUUUGAAACGGCGAGAAGAGGAAAAGGUGUCGGGCGUGGUCGGAGACCCCCAGAUGGUGCUUUCAGCUGCCCACCCAGGCCUGAGCGAAGCCCACAACCCCGCCGGGCACAUGUGAAAGGUAUGCCUCCGUGGGACGAGCCACCCACUCUCAGCCCUGUGUGCUGGGCCCAGAACAGCCACUCGAGACCCCAGGCUUCGUCCACGUCCACACCUCACACACCUGUUGUCAGCAUCGAGCCAACACCAACCUGACGAGGUUCGGAGUGAUGGGGGCGAUCAAGGUGACGCUGGGUCCAGGAGCUCCCUGGGACCCUGGCCCACCCCUCCCUGGCCUCGCUCCCCCUGUCCUCGAAUCUCAGCCACCGUGUCACCCUGUGACUUGCCCCGUGGAUCCUGAAACCGCGUCUUGGCCCUGUUGCCUGGGCUAAUUUUAGUUUUUUUUUUUUUUUUUUUUCCCCAGUAAACAAAACCUGACAGCGAGCAACAAAACAUACACUUUGUCAGAACAGACAAAAAAAAUGCCUUAACUAUAAAAAGUGGAGAAAUGGAAACAUAUCACUCCAGGGAGAUGCUGUGGAGACCUGGCUUAUGCUUCAAAAGCCACCAGCAAAUUGUGCCUAAGCCUAAUAUUUUUUUUAAGGAAAAUAAAAAGAACAUUAGUUAUAAGAUUUUUUUUUUUUUUCUUCUUAAUGUAGAUGAAAAUUAGCAAGGAUGCUGCCUUUGGUCUCUGGUUUUUUUUUAAGCUUUUUUUUUGCAUAUGUUUUGUAAGCAACAAAUUUUUUUGUAUAAAAGUCCCAUGUCUCUCGCAAUUUCUGCUGCUGUUUCUAGACUGAGCAUUGCAUUUCCUGAUCAACCAGAUGAUUAAACGUUGUAUUAAAAAGACCCCGUGUAAACCUGAGCCCCCCCGCACCCCCCCCCCGGAAGCCACUGCACACAGAACGGGGACAGGCAGUGGGUCUUUUGUUUUUUUGAUGUUGGGGGUUCUCCUCUUGGUUUUGUCACGUGGAAAGCGAUGCGUGGGCGUUCCCUGAUGAAGGCGCCUUGGGGCUUCCCUGCCGCAUCCUCUCCCCUCAGGAAGGGGGCUGACCUGGGCUUGGGGGAAGGGACGUCAGCAAGGUGGCUCUGACCCAGGUGACCCUGCCAAGCAGCUCUGGCCCCCAGGGCUACUCCACACAACGUCCUCCCCAGGCCCCCAUAAGCUGCUCUCCCUUGGAACCUGCACACCUCUCCGAAACGGGGCAUGUUGUUGGGACCAGUGACCCCUGGCAUGGGGGCCACACCCUGGGGCCGGGUGCUGGGAACCUUCCUGGACACCCUGUCCUUCACUCCUUUGCCCCAGGGACCCAGGCUCGUACUCUGAACUCAGGGGACGCGGCUCAGGAGCCAGCACAGGACACCCCCACCCUACCCCCGCAUGUCCCCAUUACACCAGAGGGCCAUCGUGAUGUAGACAGGAUGCCAGGGCCCUGGCCGGUCUCCCGCAACGCUGGGAAGCAUCCCUGGGCCUGGGGCCAUACCUGCUGCCCUCCCUCUGUGGGGCCCAAGGGCGAGUGGCUGGAGCCGGGAGACUCUGCUGGUGUGAGCCCCACGAAGGCCUUGGGCUGCGCGACCCGGCUGCAGAACCAGCGGGGUGGCCUCUCGGGCCCAUGUGUGUCCUGUGUGCCAGCAGCCAGGCCUCUCUCCAGGUCCCCUUUUCUGGUCUCUUGCCAUGAGGGUAACCAGCUCUUCCCAGCUGUCUGGGGACUGUCUUGGGUUUAGAACUGCAAGUUUCCUGCCCUGAGACUCCGUUCACUUCCACACAAGCCAGGGUGACGGUCACUGUGGCUCCCAGGUGUGGGCUGGGCUAGCCGGGCACCUUCAUGUGUUCUUCAUGCCCCUCCCUGCAUUGAGGCCUUGCGGACCCCCGGGCUGGCUGUGUUCACCCCGGCUGCAGGUCAGGCGUCUGCCCCUGUGCCACCCCUGAGACUCCCACCGUUACCCCCAGGAGAGCCUGGACUGCCUGACUCCCCUCCCCAGACUUGCUGGGGAGCCUGGGCCCCAUGGCAGAUUCAAGGGAAACCGCGAGGCCAGCUCAAGGCCUGGGAUCUGCCCCCAGUCCAGGCCAGGUGGAGGGGAGGGGCUGUCUGCCACUCUCCCUUCUCUGUGGUUCCCCCUGCGCCCUGGGGAUUUGGUCUCUUAGGGAACUUGCCUCUGUCUCCCUCUUGUUUUGAUUCCGGCCCUGCCCCUAGGUGUGGGUGGGCAGUGGCCCCGUAGCCUCUGGAACUGCGCGUUCUGCAUAGAAUUUAAACGAGAUUCACCCGGCGCCAGGAGGGAGAAACAGCAGUGUCGGGGAACCACAAUUAUGGGGGUGGGGGGGGGUGGGAGGUGUGCUCUGAGUGCCUCAAGAUGGUUUUCAAAAAAAUUUUUUUAAAGAAAAUAAUUUUAUACGUGUCAACACAGCUGGCUGGAUUAUUGGGACUUUUAAACGAUCCUCUUUAAAGUGGAUUCAGAGACCUGUCCUGUGUAUAACAGCACUGUAGCAAUAAAUGUGACAUUUUAUAACGAU
Cercocebus atys (sooty mangabey) is the source of this 5826-nucleotide messenger RNA. RefSeq names its product transcription factor 3 (gene TCF3). Gene Ontology annotation, biological process: regulation of transcription by RNA polymerase II; immunoglobulin V(D)J recombination. Lineage: Eukaryota; Metazoa; Chordata; Mammalia; Primates; Cercopithecidae. Gene Ontology annotation, cellular component: transcription regulator complex. Bases 1432 to 3396 code for a protein of 654 amino acids. The record is from RefSeq and is a predicted model, not a curated record. The transcript has 18 exons. Gene Ontology annotation, molecular function: RNA polymerase II cis-regulatory region sequence-specific DNA binding; protein dimerization activity; DNA-binding transcription factor activity, RNA polymerase II-specific.